This is a messenger RNA of Asparagus officinalis (garden asparagus), 1149 nucleotides long. Its product is annotated as adenylate kinase 4. The record is from RefSeq and is a predicted model, not a curated record. The coding region runs from base 131 to 865 and encodes 244 amino acids. Gene Ontology annotation, molecular function: ATP binding; AMP kinase activity. The transcript is spliced from 6 exons. Gene Ontology annotation, cellular component: cytoplasm; mitochondrion. Gene Ontology annotation, biological process: nucleobase-containing compound metabolic process. NCBI's taxonomy places the organism in Eukaryota, Viridiplantae, Streptophyta, Magnoliopsida, Asparagales, Asparagaceae.
AAACCCUAGCGAUAGCCGUGCCCUCUAUUUAUCGCGGUACCGAAAGAACUGGGAAUGGCAACAACGGCUAGGGUUUCAGAUCUGGACGUAGAGCUGAGAUCUCAGGGAAGAAGGAGGAGAGAGAGAGGAGAUGGCGAGCAGCGGCGUGGAUCUCGCGGACGUCGCCUCGAUGGAUCUGAUGACGGAGCUGCUCCGCAGGAUGAAAUGCCAAUCCAAACCCGAUAAGCGCCUCAUUCUCGUCGGUCCUCCGGGAUCCGGGAAGGGUACACAAUCUCCGAUUAUAAAGGAUGACUACUGCUUGUGUCAUUUGGCCACUGGUGAUAUGUUGAGAGCUGCAGUUGCUGCCAAGACUCCUCUAGGGGUUAAGGCUAAAGAGGCGAUGGAUAAGGGAGAGCUCGUGUCUGAUGACUUGGUUGUUGGAAUAAUUGAUGAAGCUAUGAAAAAGCCAUCAUGUCAAAAGGGUUUCAUUCUUGAUGGAUUCCCUAGGACAGUUGUUCAAGCUGAAAAGCUUGAUGAGAUGCUGCAAAAGCAGGGCGGAAAAAUUGACAAGGUGCUCAAUUUUGCAAUUGAUGACGCCAUAUUGGAAGAGAGAAUUACCGGUCGUUGGAUCCAUCCGUCUAGUGGGAGGACUUACCAUACAAAAUUUGCACCUCCAAAGGUUCCUGGCACUGAUGAUGUCACUGGAGAACCCCUGAUCCAAAGGAAAGACGACACAGCUGCAGUUCUCAAGUCUAGACUCGAAGCUUUCCACAGGCAAACAGAACCUGUCAUUGAUUACUAUUCCAAGAAGGGCAUUGUGGCAGAGCUUCAUGCGGAGAAACCCCCUAAAGAAGUUACUGCUGAGGUUCAAAAAGCUCUUUCAUGAUGAUCAGGAGCUCUUCAUUUUGUUGCCCAAGCGUCAGAUGUAAACUUAAUUUAACAAAAAGGAACUAUUAGGCUUGGAUGCCCUUGUGUACCAGUUCUCAUUUAAAUUCCGAAAGGACGAGUUGAGUCUCCUUCGUCGGCUUUGUGAGCCAAAGAGUUACUUUCAAGUUUUUUUUAUUUACAAUAAAAAGUUUUGUAUUAGAACAUGUGAAAUGUUCCGCUAAAAAUUUCUGCUAUUUCUGGCUUUGGAUUGCAGAGAUCCAGCCAUUUCUGUCUUUCUAAAAA